GGAAAUUUGGCUGGAGCGGGGGGGUGCAGGUGUGAGGGUAGAGCAGGGCAGGGCAGGGCUGGGGGUGCUGGGUCAGGGCAGCACCCCCGGGAAGAGCAUGUCACUGUGGUAGGGGGCUCCCUGCAGGCAGGGGUGUCCAUUCCUCUGGGCUCCUGUGCCUGCCUCCUGCCCGGAGACCUUGCCCUGCCCAGAGCCAUCCUACGGUCCUGCCUGCUGCCCUCACCCCACACUCCCUUGGGUGCCCACCCUACAGAGAUCCCCCAUUCUGGGGUGCUCAGGGGCCUUCUGGCUGUACACACAGGGGGAUCAGGAGCACAGACACCCCCAAAGACAUGCACAGUCCCCCCCGAGGCUGUGCCCCAGGGGUCCCUGUGGCAGGGCUGCCUGCCCCUCCGUGCAGGCAGGCAGCGCCUGUGCACACUCCCCUGAUGUGCACCCAGGGCACGGGAGGACAGAAAGAGCAUCUGCCUUUUGUUCCCUUCCUCCUUCUUCCUUGGAGGACCAGCAGUGAACAGCCGCCGGCCUGAGCUCCAUCCCUGCAUGGGGCUUCCGUCUCAUCUCGGCGAGCAGAGAAUUCAGAGGGGAACGCUGGGGCAACAUUCAUCGCAGCCAGGGCCUGGGCUGAGUAUGCCACCCCAGGGGAACCUGGAGAGGCUCGGGGGGGUGUCAGUCCUCUCUGAAUGUGGGUCUCGUCCUCCCUGGGACCAACAGGUCUUAGGGUAUGGCUCAGGGCAGAAUCUGGUCCCUAAGGACAUCCUAUGGGUACAGCUUCAAAGAUUACACAUGUUGGGGGGUCACAGAGAGCAUUGCUGUCUCCCCAGGGCAAGCAGCAGCUGUGUCCCCCACCAGGGUGAAGCCACAUGGAAGGGAUGGAGGGAACCAGGGCAAUGGUGAUGCCGACCAGGCUGGUGGCUUAUACAGAUGCCGCUAAAAGCAGGAUGAGCCCCUCACAAAGCUGCUCCAUGAGCAGAGUGGGUUCUCAUCCUAGGUGUCCCCAGGGAACUGUGGUCUCAUCCACCCUUCACCUGCCUGGAGGAACACAAGAGGGGCAGCCAGCUCCCCGCGAGUCCUUCUCCGGCUGUAGACACAUCUCCGGCCCUGUUAGGUGCCACAUGUCUCUUUUCCCAGACGCUGGGUGCUGGGCAAAGUGACAAAGGGAUUUCACUCACUGAGAAGCUUGUUCCAAGCUUCUCCCAGGGCCUGCUGUUAAUCCUGGGAAGCCUGACUGACCCCGGGAAGCCUGGCUGCCCCUCAGCGCAGCUGCCUGCAGACACAUCCCCAGCGGGAGGGCAGGUCUGUGGGUCAUCCACACGUGUGAUGGUGUCAGAGACACAAGGAUGUCCCCGAGGCCAUGCUGGGAAGUGGUGUCAGAGGGGGGAGCUGGAUGCAGGCAGUGUGUUGCCUGUCCAGGCACUGGGCUCCCCUCUCCGUGCCCCUGCCUGCUCCUCCUGCAGCUUGGCCGCCUGCCGCUGCUUCCCGCAGGGCAGACCCCGCUCUCGGGCGAACAGGCAAGCAGCCCCCAUGGAAAGGCAGCUCGAAGGCGGUUCAGCCUGUGCCCACCUCGGGACCCACCAGGGAUGCUUUCACCGGUGCAUGCUGUCCGUCCUGCCCCAAGGUCCCCAUCCCAGGGAGGUUUCCCAUCCCUCUCCCCAGCAGUGACUGCUGCUGCACUGAGCCUCUCCAGCGCUCACGUUUCACCAGCCAUAAAAGUGUCUGGAGAAGGAAAGGGAGCGGCGGCGGGCGAGGGGAGGGAGCGGUGUCUGUCCCUGCUGCUGCCGCAGACCCUGUCCCACCGCCCAGGGCAGGUGGCUGCUGGUCCCCCUGCGGUGACCCAGCCCCUGGAGUCCUCCUCCACCUGCCCUGUGUGGCUGGAGAGUUGCCCAAAAUGGAUCAAAAAGCCACCAAGAGAAAAUGAGCUGGCAGCGACUCCCCAGCCUGCGAGCCCCCUCACACGGGGCUGCCAGAUGAGGCACAGGGACCAUGGACCAGCUUGUGGGGACCUUGGAAGAUGGGGGUACAGCGGCUAUUGGGGUACCAGAGGCAAGCUCUCCCCGCUCCGCUCCAGCUCGAGCUCAGCUGGCCUGAAGGCCCCUGCAGCCCCGUUUCAUGGUUCAGAACAGUGUUUGCUCACCAACCUGCGCCGCCAGCUGCAGUGACCCCCCUUCUGCCCGAACCCCAAAUGUGGCCAUGACGAUGACAGCUUUGCCGGGUGCAGGAGCAGACCAUGCUGAGACCUUCUGGCAGGAAGGAUGCUUACCACCGCGCUACCUCUUUCUUUUCCUUCUGCAUCCUGAAUGCCCCAAGCCCCCGGUGCCCCCGGUGCUGCCACACACAAGCUUGCCACAGCUCCGCUCAGCCCCCGGGUGCUUUGGUGGCCAGUGGGUCUGGUGUCCCCCGCAGCAGCCCCCCCAGGCUUCCUGUCCAUUCCGGUGCCAGCUGGCUUUGCCAUGGGAUUAGGCGGGAGCACAUGGGGAAAACGCCAAGCAUCUCUCCGGAUCAAACACCCACGGGGCAGCAGGGAGGGGGUGUAAUUCAUCCUUCCCCUCCCCGUGUGAGGCCAGCUGGGGGCUGCCCAGCGCUGGAGCCGGGGUGAGCGUGCAGCCACUGUUUGUUGGCAGCAGGAGGGAGGCGAUCGGGGGAGGCAGUCAGGUGUGGACGAGGUAUGAAGGGAGGCAGGGAUGGAGCUGCGCUCGUGACAGCCGGUGCCGAGCGCUCGCUCGCAUCCCUCCUCCCGCCGAGAUGCAGCAGGGCCGGCCGUCCCUCUGCUGCGUCUCCUCCAUCCGCAGCUCGCAGGGACCACCCGAGCCAGCUGCCGCCGCUCACUUCAGCUUCUGCCGCAGCCUCCUGGAGCACACGGUCUCGGCCGAAAACCUCAACUACCGUCUGCAGAGGAACCCGGGCAGCAGCCUCACCUGGCACGACGGUCGGAGCCAGCGGGCUGACAGCGGCCGCACCGUCAAGCUCCUGCGGCAGCCAGGCACCGAGGGCGCGCAGGGCCGUGCCUGUGACCACUAUGGCAUCUACCACACCAGCCCCACACUGGGCAGCCUGGCCAAGCCGGUGGUGCUCUGGACCCAGCAGGAUGUGUGCAAAUGGCUGAAGAAGCACUGCCCACAUAACUAUCUCAUCUACGUUGAGGCGUUCUCCCACCACGCCAUCACAGGUCGGGCACUGCUGCGGCUGAACGGGGAGAAGCUGCAGCGCAUGGGCAUCGCCCACGAGGCGCAGCGGCAGGAGGUCCUGCAGCAGGUCCUGCAGCUCCAGGUGCGCGAGGAGGUCCGAAACCUGCAGCUGCUCAGCCAAGCUUCUUUUGGAAAUGUCUCCUAGCUGAUCCGUCUGUUUGGCAGAUUGCACCAACACUGUGAAUCGAGCACCUCUGGGAUGGACUGUGCACCGCCGAUAUGAGACCUGAACCAUAUGCCUGGAAUACGAAGAGACAGCUUCCCAGCCACUCCGGGCUCCUCUCCUUCUUCUUCUUUCUCUUUCUUUUUUAUGAAUACAUUUCCGUGCCGAGAUGGGAGGUUUCCUCCAGCAGACAUGGCUCCUGCCUAGAGGGAAAUCAGCAGAACAGCCACUGGGACAGACGAGCUUUUGCCCACCUGAGCUUGUCGGUUCACAGGGAAAGAGAUGGAAAAAAGGGGAUGACGAUGGGCAGGGCUCGGCAUUGCGGUCAAAUCGAGCACAGUUAUUCCCGGGACGGCUCAGAGCCGUGCACAGGACGGUGAAGCAUUAUGCACGUGGGCAACAUCCCAGCACUUGGCAGCUCAUGUCCGUACCUCGGAGCUUAUUUAGGGAGCUUUAGUUUUCUCUUCAGACUGGGCUGUCUUCCAGCAUCCUAGGAGGUCACGUUAUCAGUAGCAAAUAAGAUGACCCAACCAGCCAAAAAAAAAUUAAAAGCAGGGCCAAGCCACCAGCACUUGGCUCCACUUGCUGAGUUAAAAAGGGAGCUGAGUCAUCAGAGCUGGAAAAUCCGAGAGCAAAGGCAGGGUGGAUGUGCCGGGGGUGCCGUGGCCUGCAGGAAGCUGUGCCAGGAGCUCACCCUUCAUCUGUCCUCGUUUGCGGGCAGACGGGGAAGCCAACGCAGAAGCUGGGUGGGAGUAGCCGGGGAUGCUGCCGGGUGGUGCUGGGUGCUGCCAAGGGUGAGGUGGGGGAUUUCUGGGUGUCCCCUGGCCAUGGUGCCCAGCCGUGGUCCCUCCUGCACCCUCUGUGCUUCCACCAGCUCUCCACAGAGCCCUGCUCCUCCAGGCAUUUGCAAAUGCUCAACCCAACCCCAUGCCCAGGGGCUGAUGAUGGUGCCACCAAACCCAGGCACCAUCCCGAUGACCCAGCUCGUCACUAAGGCGAAGCAACGUUUGCCGUUACACCCCCACCACCCCCAACCCCCUGUCCAGAGCCACAGAUCGCUCGUGCAGGCAGGUAAGGAACAACGGUGCAUAAAACCAAGGAUUUGGGGCAGGGUGGGUGCUGUCACCUCCCCACGUUCCCCCUCCAGUGAUGAGGGCAGAGGUAUGGGACCAGGGGGGUCCCGAAACAGCAGCACCUCAAAGCCCCUGGGGAAUCAGAGCUGGCAGGGAUGCGAAGGCAGGUCAUGGUGGCCCCCACCUGGGUGCCCAUCCACCACCCACCUGCUCCUCUGCUGGUAAUAAAACAAGAGACUGUUAUUUUAACGUGCUGCUCUUCUGACUCUUCCCAUGCA
Messenger RNA from Falco peregrinus (peregrine falcon), 4696 nucleotides. It is a transcript of the gene SAMD10, whose product is annotated as sterile alpha motif domain containing 10. The record is from RefSeq and is a predicted model, not a curated record. Gene Ontology annotation, molecular function: protein binding. NCBI's taxonomy places the organism in Eukaryota, Metazoa, Chordata, Aves, Falconiformes, Falconidae. Gene Ontology annotation, cellular component: cytoplasmic side of plasma membrane. Gene Ontology annotation, biological process: cell surface receptor protein tyrosine kinase signaling pathway. The coding region runs from base 2740 to 3327 and encodes 195 amino acids. The transcript is spliced from 5 exons.